This is a messenger RNA of Oldenlandia corymbosa var. corymbosa, 1362 nucleotides long. Lineage: Eukaryota; Viridiplantae; Streptophyta; Magnoliopsida; Gentianales; Rubiaceae. The record is from the annotation of a GenBank genome assembly.
ACUAACCAAUGGCGGGACCUCUCGUUAUUUUUUACUUGUUACUGCAAUUUACCGCAAUUGCGACUUCCACCUGCCACAAACCACUAAACCACUCAAUGUUCCCAGCCAUUUUCACCUUCGGCGAUUCAUUUCUCGACACCGGAAACAACAAUUUCUUACCCACAAUAAUUAAAGCCAACCACGCCCCAUACGGCCAAAACCUCCCCGGCCGAAUCGCCACCGGACGGUUCACCGACGGGAGAAUCUUCGCCGAGUUUGUGGCCGGCGCCGUUAACAUUAAAAACACAAUCCCACCAUUUUUAGACCCGAGUUUAUCCACCAAUUCACUCAGAUCAGGGGUUUGCUUCGCCUCUGCCGGGGCCGGGUACGAUGAUCUCACCACCCUUUUAACCAACGCUCUGCCGGUUUCCAGACAGGUUCAAAAUUUCGCCGAUUACCUGAGCAAACUGAAUUUAGCCGUCGGCGAAAUCGCGACGAAGAAUAUUGUCAAAGAUUCGCUUACCAUUAUUGUGGCCGGAACCAAUGACUUUAUCGCAAACGUCUAUCAGACGCCUACUAGACAGAUUCAUUUUGGGCUCAGUGGUUAUCAAGAUAUUCUGCAGCAGAAAAUUCAAACUGUUAUUGAGAAUCUAUACAAUCAAGGAUUGCGGAAGUUCUUGGUAGCGGGGCUGCCUCCAAUUGGGUGUUUACCAUUUCAAAUAACCACGAAAUUGGGAUUUAUUAAGUGCAUUGAAGACGAAAACUUGGAUUCUCAGCGUUACAAUCAGAAGCUUAUUGCCCUCCUACCCAAUAUCCAAGCAAAGCUUCCCGGAAGCAAGAUUGUGUACGCUGAUAUCUACACUCCAAUUUCCGAUAUGGUCGCCCGCCCUGAAUCCUACGGAUUAACGGUAACUAAUAGAGGAUGCUGUGGGACUGGACUUGUGGAAGCUGCAUUUUUGUGCAAGCAAUUUAGUCCAGUCUGUCCAAACCCAAACCAGUAUUUAUUUUGGGAUGCUGCCAAUCCUUCGGAAACAGGCCACAAAAUAUUAGCCCGGUUCUUGUUAGACCAUGCUGUGCCCCAGUUCUUUACCAAGUCUGAUUUGUUAAGCGAUAUAUUUUAACCGUUUUCUAGUAUGUGUGGAUGGAAGAAAAUUGCUCCAAUUUGGAUGGUAGUCUUUUCAUUUUUAGCCUUUUAGGGGGGAAAAAAAGGUGUUUAUCAACUAGUUAAUUAGUUGUUUAAGUUGAGUAGAUAAUGUGUUACAUAAGAUCAAACUUGUAUUGACAUUUUAUCAAGGUAACUGAAGAGAUUCCUCAUCAAGAUGUAUGUAAUAAAGUUUGCAGUCCAUGAAUUUGAUUAUCAUCACUUCAGUUCUUAAAUAAGAG